Molecule: messenger RNA, 1125 nt
Organism: Symbiodinium sp. CCMP2456
Lineage: Eukaryota; Dinophyceae; Suessiales; Symbiodiniaceae
Source: the annotation of a GenBank genome assembly
AUGCUUGCUCGAUUGGGCAUAGCCCGGCUACAGGUGCAGACGCCGCUGCAGACAUGUGGCGGUAAGUGCCAGUCCUCGGCAGGAGCUUCGAGGCUGUCACUUUGUCCAUGGGCCCCUCCUCUCGCUGUGCUUGCGAGCUCUGCCCGUCGCUUUGGACAUCGACGCAGCACCAUCUCGCGAUUUGCUGGAAAGAAAGCACAGCAGGUGCAGUCAUUGCAGGUGCAACAGCGCUGGCGCUGCUUCGAGGGCACACUGUUUCAUUGCAGCUACAGGUCCCAAGCCCUGGGUGGUCUGCGAUCGUCUUUCAGCGUGUAUGUCCCCGAUGCCCCACGCAUGCAGAUGGUGUUGCCAUAUCCAGAUGACUGUGAAGAGUUCCCGGUUGUGUUGUAUCUGUCGGACAUGGGUUGCUCUCAUAUGGAGGUGGUCAAAGAGUCGACUGCCCUGGAACACAGUGCGGCUUGUGGUCUGAUUUUUCUGGCAGCCGACACCUCGCCUAGGGGUGAGGGCGUACCAGAUGAGCCGCGAGUUGACGUUGGCAUAGGAGCCAGCUUCUACGUCAACGCAACUCAGAAGCCUUGGGCAGAGCACUACAGAAUGCAAGACUAUCUUGAGGAGUUGCUUGACCUGAUACACAAGAACUUUCCGACUUGUGGGCCCGAAGAGGUCUCACUGAUGGGACACUCGAUGGGAGGUUUGGGUGCUUUGGCAACGGCCAUCCGGCGACCCAAAAGCUUCCGUUCUGUCUCAGUGCUGGCACCCAUUGCCCAUCCGACGGCCAUCCCGGAGCUCUCCCAAAAGGUCGUGCCAGACGUGUGUGGUGCACUGUCGGCCUAUCUUGGCUCCGAGGAGGCCUGGAGAAAGUACGAUCCCACAUGCAUGAUCGAGGACUGCAGCACAAAGCAUGCUUCGCAGUUGCCCCCAAUCCUUCUCGACGUGGGGUCGGAGACUCUGCAAUCACCACUCGGUGAAGUGUACAGGCCACUUGAGUUUGUCAGCGCAUGUUCCCUGCGCGGUGUUCCUGUGGAGCUGCGAGUGCGGGCCGGGUUCGACCAUGGCUACUUCUUUGUAACCUCUGUGAUGGAAGAGCACCUGGACUUUCACUCAAAGCAUCUUGAUGCGGCGUGA